AUGGGCGUCGUCGCGGACGUCCCGACGCGACCGGUGAUCGACGACGCGCCGUCGAUCGGGACGUGCGUGCGCGCGUUCGGGACGACGGAGCUCCGGGACGUGCUCCUGGGAGGGGCGGUGGGGAGCUCGGUGGGGUACGUCGUGGGUGGGCUGGAGACGGCGAGUAAGCGGUGCUUGCGGACGCCGACGGCGGCGACGCUGGGCGCGAUCGGUUUGUGUUUCGGGACGUUUCACGCGAUGCAGAGCAGCGCGGGACGGUUGAUGGGAUUCAGGGAUUGA
Ostreococcus tauri is the source of this 279-nucleotide messenger RNA. RefSeq names its product NADH-ubiquinone oxidoreductase, 21kDa subunit,N-terminal. Bases 1 to 279 code for a protein of 92 amino acids. The transcript has 2 exons. Lineage: Eukaryota; Viridiplantae; Chlorophyta; Mamiellophyceae; Mamiellales; Bathycoccaceae. The record is from RefSeq and is a predicted model, not a curated record.